This is a messenger RNA of Rotaria sp. Silwood2, 945 nucleotides long. The record is from the annotation of a GenBank genome assembly. NCBI's taxonomy places the organism in Eukaryota, Metazoa, Rotifera, Eurotatoria, Philodinida, Philodinidae.
AUGAGUUUUAGUGGAUGGGUUGAUAUUCGAACAAUUGGUGCGUCUUAUUUUCAAAUAUUAACCACAUUGUGUUCGAUGUCAAGGACCAUUAUUGAUGAUACUUAUAAAACAUUUCGUCUGACCCAAUAUAUCAAUGAUAGAGUAAUAUCUCCAACCAGAUUUUAUCAAGAUACUGUAUCCAUCAUAAAUUCAUUCCUUAACUUAACUAUCAAUGAUUUUCUACAGAUGAAGCGUUUGAUUGAUUCGGCUAUCGAUGCAAAUCAGUUUUUGAUUGGUACGAAUAUGAAUGGUGUCCCAAGCAUAACGAAUAAUAAAGUGGUGAUCUUUAAAGAAGUUCCUUUUUAUAUGGGGGCGCUCAUAUCGGAACGCGGUUUCUUCAUCAAUGGAUCAUGUUGGUGUAGUUUAGAUUAUUCUAUUUGCGUGCGCAUACCUAUGUUAUUUGGUAAUAGGGAGAGCCAAAGUGCUUACGUCUCGGUUUUUCCUGGAUUCUCUAUUCGUUGCAGACCUUCAUUUGGUUUAUAUCGAUCCAAGAUCGAUUGGUGGUAUAAUGAAACCGUUCUCUAUAAACUUUGGGAUUCCUAUAGAUUCGUCAUACCAGUAACUGUAAUACCACCAAAUAUCAAAGCACUUAAAUUUAGUGCAUCUCGAUAUAGAAUCACCAGUGAAACGGCUGAACUAGUCGAUGGCAUGUUUAUCGAAACAUGGAAUACAAAUAAUACUCGUUUCGAUUUGUUUUAUGAACAAUGUGCACCUAUAUCAUGUUCGUAUACAAUUGUUGAGCAACGAGGCAUGAUUAUUGCUCUUCUAUUAAUUAUAUCAAUUUUAAGUGGACUCAAUAAAUUAUUAAGAUUAAUUGUUCCAAUAAUUAUAAAUAUUGUUUUCUUUUUACGAAGAAAAUGGCGAAACCUACAGUUUGGAUAUGGUAUGUACAAUGAAGGGUUUUAG